AUGAGCCAACGACAAAUGAAUGCCAGCCCAAUUCAAUCCUCGCAAAUCAAGUCGCCACCGUAUAGCUUGGCCCUGCUCGAACAAUGUCCACGAGUUCCUAUUCCCGCCGAGCUACAACCUAAAGGACCCCUCCAUCCACUCAAAUAUCUUAUCCGCAAACAAUUCCGACGAAAUGCAUGGGAGCGCAGUUCAAAGAUUAUUGUCGCUGCACUGAAAACGGGCUAUGAGACGGAGAAGCUUCUUCGCACAGCUGGCGACGGUGACCUAGACUCAAGAAACCAGAUCUACGAAUUAUUACGCUACCGUAAAAAUGUAGCUGCCACCUCUGCGCAGCUUCCUCAACCUCCCAAACUCAAGAUUCGCUAUCCAGAAGCCAUUCCCGGUGUCCCCAAACUGCUCGAUGUCCGUCCUUUGCCAUUCGAAAAACUCUCUGGGCCUCGUCAUGUCCCUAUAUUUGCGAGAGCAAUGGCAUCAAAUUUUCUACGAAUACAAAAACCGCAAAGUCCAUAUCUGAGUCGGGUUCUACGGGAUAAAAUAGAAACGAGACAAAAGCGGAUAGAUCACCGCCUCAGAAUCGAGCUUUUGGAGGAGAUAGCGAUUGCAGAGAAUAUUUGGGAAGACAUAGUUGAAGAUCAAUUGGAAAAGGAGGGUUUGAGUGUUGACAAUUGGAACAAGAAACAACCAGGAUUAGGCUGGGGAGUGGGAGAUUGGGAGAAGGACUUGCAAUUCGCCGACGAUUCUUUGAAGUGUCUGCUGUCGGCAGAUGCGCUGAAGGUAGUUGAAAUGUCUAAAUUACAACUGGAAAUAGUGGAUCAGGAGAAAGAACUCUGGAGGCAGGAGAGGGGCCAAAGGAGGCAUGAUAAGAAACUGGCCAAACUAGAGAAGAAAUGCCAGGCCGGGCAUGAGAUGACCACUGGUUCAGAAAUUUGA
Messenger RNA from Sclerotinia borealis F-4128, 930 nucleotides. NCBI's taxonomy places the organism in Eukaryota, Fungi, Ascomycota, Leotiomycetes, Helotiales, Sclerotiniaceae. The record is from the annotation of a GenBank genome assembly.